This is a messenger RNA of Carica papaya (papaya), 2253 nucleotides long. RefSeq names its product YELLOW STRIPE like 3 (gene YSL3). The record is from RefSeq and is a predicted model, not a curated record. Lineage: Eukaryota; Viridiplantae; Streptophyta; Magnoliopsida; Brassicales; Caricaceae. Gene Ontology annotation, molecular function: iron-nicotianamine transmembrane transporter activity; oligopeptide transmembrane transporter activity. Gene Ontology annotation, biological process: seed development; response to iron ion. Gene Ontology annotation, cellular component: plasma membrane.
UAGAAAAAGAGAAGCAAAUUGAUAUUUGAAUACUAUUAAGGAGAUUCCUUUGGGAAUAUUAUAUAUGAGGAAUUAGCGAAGAUUAAAAAAAGAGAGUAACAGAGGAAGGAGAAGAAAAGUACAGAGGUAGGAAAAGGAAGAAGAUCGGUGCUUCGAAAAUGAGGAACAAGGAUGUGGAGAUCGAGAAAGUCGAUGUACAAGACGACCCAGAAGAGAUCCAAAACGUGCCAGAUGAUAUGAAGAGAAUAGCGCCAUGGACACAGCAGAUUACAAUUCGAGGACUGCUUGCGAGCUUGGCUAUUGGGAUGAUAUACAGCGUGAUAGUCAUGAAGCUGAACCUCACCACAGGGCUCGUCCCCAAUCUGAAUGUUUCGGCUGCACUUCUUGCCUACGUUUUUAUCAGAACAUGGACUAAGUUUCUUAAACAGGCUGGGUUCAUGGCAACUCCAUUCACUCGGCAAGAGAACACUAUAAUACAGACUUGUGCAGUUGCUUGUUACAGCAUUGCUGUUGGAGGAGGUUUUGGGUCUUAUCUGCUGGGUUUGAACAGAAAAACUUAUGAGCAAGCAGGGGUUGACACAGAGGGAAACAGCCCAGGCAGCAUAAAGGAGCCUGGGAUUGGUUGGAUGACUGGUCUUCUCUUUGUUAGCAGCUUUGUGGGUCUUCUGGCAUUGGUUCCUCUCAGAAAGAUUAUGAUAAUAGAUUACAAGUUAACUUAUCCAAGUGGAACAGCUACUGCGGUUUUGAUUAAUGGCUUCCAUACUCCUAAAGGAGACAAGAUAGCCAAGAAGCAGGUUCGCGGAUUUACAAAAUUCUUUUCGAUAAGCUUUUUAUGGGCUUUCUUCCAAUGGUUCUAUUCAGGAGGAGAGCAAUGCGGAUUCGUUCAGUUCCCAACAUUUGGACUCAAAGCUUGGAAAAAUUCAUUUUACUUCGACUUCAGUAUGACUUAUAUUGGUGCUGGAAUGAUAUGCUCCCAUCUUGUGAAUUUGUCCUUGCUUCUUGGUGCUGUUCUCUCUUGGGGAGUAAUGUGGCCACUCAUUGGUGGGCUUAAAGGAGACUGGUUCCCUGCAAGUCUGCCACUAAGCAGCAUGAAGAGUCUAAAUGGUUACAAGGUUUUCAUAUCUAUCGCUCUUAUCUUAGGAGAUGGGCUCUACAAUUUUGUAAAGAUCUUGUGCUUUACUGCCAGAAGCAUCCAUGUGGGAGCGAAGAUCAAAAUCAAAACAUCUUUAGAAAACCAUAACAAUCAGAAUCUCGACGAUCUUCAACGAAAUGAAGUGUUCAUAAGAGAGAGCAUUCCAGUAUGGAUAGCUUGCAUUGGAUACAUCCUUUUCUCAAUCAUCUCCGUCAUUGUUGUUCCACUUAUGUUCCCUCAACUUAAGUGGUACUAUGUAGUUGUUGCUUACAUUCUCGCACCAUCUCUUAGCUUCUGCAAUGCUUAUGGUGCUGGGUUAACUGACAUGAACAUGGCCUAUAAUUAUGGCAAAGUAGCACUCUUCGUGCUUGCAGCAUUGGCCGGAAAAGAGAAUGGAGUAGUUGCAGGCCUUAUCGGCUGUGGCCUGAUUAAAUCCAUUGUUUCAAUAUCUUCUGAUUUGAUGCAUGAUUUCAAAACUGGCCAUCUGACUUUCACUUCUCCAAGAUCAAUGCUUGUUAGCCAAGCAAUUGGAACAGCAAUAGGCUGCAUCGUUGCUCCACUCACAUUCUUUCUCUUCUACAAGGCCUUUGACUUAGGGAACCCAGAUGGCGAAUACAAAGCUCCUUACGCUAUCAUUUAUCGAAACAUGGCGAUUCUUGGUGUUGAAGGCUUCUCAGCUCUCCCUCAUCAUUGUCUGCAGCUAUGCUACGGAUUCUUUGCCUUCGCCAUAGCAAUCAAUUUGGUGAGAGACCUUGCCCCAAAGAAUAUAGGAAAGUGGGCUCCUCUUCCGAUGGCUAUGGCUGUGCCUUUCCUGGUUGGAGCGUACUUUGCCAUUGACAUGUGUGUAGGGAGCUUGAUUGUGUUCAUAUGGCAUAAGCUAAACAGCAAGAAAGCAGCAUUAAUGGUUCCUGCAGUUGCUUCUGGGUUGAUUUGUGGAGAUGGGUUAUGGAUUCUUCCUUCAUCAAUCCUUGCUUUGGCCAAAAUUCACCCUCCAAUCUGCAUGAACUUCUUGGCAUCUCACUAGAAAUUUCGGCACAGAAACAAAGACUUGUCAUCAUAGCUAGAGAAAACUCAACUACAUGAACAACCUGAUUAGUUUGGUUCCAGACCGACGAGCAAAA